Messenger RNA from Didymodactylos carnosus, 3296 nucleotides. The record is from the annotation of a GenBank genome assembly. Lineage: Eukaryota; Metazoa; Rotifera; Eurotatoria; Philodinida; Philodinidae.
CCUAAAAGGAUUUGAGUCCUGUCGCUUCUUUCAGAAGUUAUGGAAUUUUUUCUCGCUUUUCCUAAGAGAAUAAAUUACGAGUUCAAAUUUUUUCUAUGGCUCUUCUAUAUGUCUUUGAUAUUCAUCGUCGUAUUAGUAUAGCCAGAUAUUCAUUUCUCUUCUCUUAUUCAACACCAUUCGUACUGGCCUCUACCAACACCUUUUCUUUUCGAGUUUUGUGAUAUCAGAUUGGUCAGUUGUUGUUGUUUUUUCGAUACUCUCCUUAUCCUGUUGGAUUAAGCUAUUUUAUUUGAUGGAGAAGCAUUUUACUUUUUCCCUACCAUCAAAAGCGAGACAUGCCCCAUUAGAUAGAGAAACAUGAUCGAUACAAUGUAAUCAAGGAAAAAGAGCCAAACAAUAAUAUAUAAACGUCCAGGCACACACAGAAAGAAAGAAAAAUGUCUGUUUAGCGAGAACGAAAAUGACAGGGAGAGAGAGAACAAAAGAACACGUUAUUCUUCGUCUCUUUUUGUUGUACAAUAUAUAGUCUAUUACUGCAAGAUAUAUAAUACAUGAAAAAUCAUUUUUCGAAAGAGAUGCAUGUAGUAAAAGAAGGUCAAGCCUAAGGGUAGGAGCGUUUUUUAUUGUUGAGAUCUUCUUUAUAAGAAUUUUUCUUUGAGCGUGGAAUAACACAUACUUCAGUAGAUAAUGCUGAACUGUCUCCAUCUUUCCACACAAACCUGUUGUUGACAAUGAUUCUUUUGUAUAAAUCAGCUUUUAGAGCAGAAAACUUUGCGCGAAGCCUACUGUAUAACACGUGGAUGUCUCUCGGUAUAUUGUAUACCUGGAAAACAGAAAAAGAGCAUCGAUAAUGGAUGAAAAGAUUUUUUUUGAAAGCUAUAGUUGAAGUUUCAGAGUUUGAGGCUGCUCUGACUAAACCUGUACAGUAAAUGGAAAGAAAGAUGUCCACCGUCACCGAAUCGAGUGUGAAGUUUUUGAAAGUUGCGCGUCUCUACUUUGAAUGUAGGGAGUUGGAUAUGUAGGCGCUUCUCGUCUAAUUAUUUCGUCGACUAUAGUUACUUUGUGAAUAUCGUACAGUUUCUGUAUAUCAGGCCAGCCUGAUAUUUCUAAUAUCUCUCUACUAAAUAAGUGAUUGGCUCCAGAAACUAGAAGAGCAGCCUUAUGAUGUAACCGCAAUAUAGGCUAUACAGCCAGCUUUGUAGUGCGUGAGUAGUUCAGUAUUGGUAAAAUAUAUGAUUUGUAUAACUGAUCAAGAACGAGAGCGUAAAAUGUGUACUUAAACUUCAUCAUUAUACCUAAAAUAGAGUUUCACCUGGAAACAAUAUAAUUAAUAUGACGCUUCCAAGAUAAAAAUGAUGAAGUAAAGUAAGAUGGAAAGAAUACAGACAUUUAGUGGAAUUUCUUUUCCGUAGAUUUGCAGACCAUUCGAUAGAGAAUUUAACGGCGGUCACGAAUAUCACAAGCCCGCCUCCUCAAACCCUUUCCUCGCUCAGAUAAUCGCAAAAUACUGCUAAGGGCCCGAAAAACCCCAAAAAUGCCCGCUUUUAGAAAAAGCUAUGCAGUUUCGUCAAGAAACAUCGUAGAGCUUUGCGGUUUCGAUAUUCAGAUUUAGUGCUAAAAGCUAAAUCUGAAAAUGUACCUUCCAAAGCUCCCGGACCAAAAAUGGAUUUUUGGCGAAGCCCAAAACCAAGCCGUGUCGGGUUACACAUAUAAACUUUGCGAGGUUUUCACAGGUUUUUGGGAAAGUCGUAGGCCCAAUAUUUUGACAUGGCUAGAGGCGCCAGGCUGCGAGCUUCAAAACAACAACGAGCUUUUUCCGAAAUUCCUUUUCCUCGCUAAGUAAAAUCGACUUUACUGGGAAAAAUCAAAAUUCUGAUCAGAAUUCGCAAUUUUCUCCAUCAGAACUCAACUUUCACGCAGUGAAAAUAUCAUAUUCGGAAUCAGCGUCGAAAGUCGAAUCGAGUGAUAUAUAUUUCAAAUUUUUUCGUUCAUUUACAUUUUUUGAUGAAAAUAUCAGUAAUUCUUCGACGGUAAAAUUCAAAAAAAUUUGAAGUGAUCGAAUAAGAUAAAAAACUACAUCAUUCGACUCGAUUUUCGGCGCUGAUUCUGAAUAUGAUAUUUUCACUGCGUGAAAGUUGAGUUUUGAUGGAGAAAACUGCGAAUUCGGAUCAGAAUUUUGAUUUUUCCCAGUAAAGUCGAUUUUACUUAGCGCGGAAAAGGAGUUUCGGAAAAAGCUCGUUGUUGUUUCGAAGCUCGCAGGCUGGCGCAUCUAGCCUAGGCAUGAGCGGUAAUGGUAAUUUACCGUCGGUACCGGUAAAAUAUUUUUUCAUUUCGUAGGAUACAAAUAAAAUCGCUAGAACGAGAGGAAUCAAGUAAUACUUCAAUAAAAAAACAAAAUGAUUAGAUGAUAUGCCUGAGAAAAGGUAAAUUUCUAUAUAGUUAUAACUCACACACACAUACACAUACAAUAUUACGUUGACUAUUGUUUCUAAUUGAAAAGUGUAUCUAACUAAUAGUGGAAUAUGUAUUUAAAUUUAGAAGAAAAACACUUGUGCUAUUAGAUAAAUAUUGAUCAUCGUUUCCCUUUACAUCAUUCUUCAUGUUUGAGCCUUUUUAUAGGUGCACACGGUGUUGGAAGACAUAAUAUUAAAAAUAAAUUAAUAACUGUUCAACUAAAAAGAUUUGUUUAUCCAAUAUCUCGUAAGUUAAUAUACGUAGGUGUGCUAGUCAACUAGACUUUAUGUUGUCUUUUUUAAAAAACGGUUCCUUUUGUCAUUAGCUGCAAAUUGAACUAGGGAAAGAGUCUAGAAAAUUUUAUAUUGUAUGAAAAUCUGAGAAAGUGUGUUAUUUUACUUCUUAGAGUUAUCUUAAGUCAUUAUUUAAAUAUUUUUUGCUUUGUAGGAAUGUUGUUGGUCGUGCUCUUUCUUUCUUUUUUUUUCUUUUCUAUUUUACUGAUAUAGAUACAACCCGUUUACCAAAAAAAGAUGAAGAAAAUGGAAAAAAAUUAUUAUUUUGUUAUUCAUGAAGAAAUGAUGUGCGAUACAGCUAAUAAUGAAUAUUUGGAGUAUGGAACACAUGAAGAUGCUGUAUACAGAACAAAAUUAGAAACAAUUAAAAAUAUACAUAGACAAGGGUUAAUAUUAAUUUUGGCUAUUCUCGAUGUAGAACCACAGGCUCUCAAAGUGUUAAGAACGGCGGAGUUUGCACCAUUUGUCGUAUUUAUAACUGCACCAAAUCUUUCACAAAUCAAAGAUAUCAAAGGGGUUAAUGACAUUUUUGGCGUGGGUCAUGGAUAG